AUUUAUGGCAACAAAGGAACACAGUCUUUAUAAAUUAGUAAGCAAAGAUUAAGCUGAAGCAUUUGCAUGGUCUUUUGAGGGUCCAAAUACAGAGGCAGUCCUCUAUCCAUUUUAAUUCCCUCCCCUUAGACCAGAUGAAGUUAGAAUUCAAUAGACAUAUUUUGGUUUAUGCUAUACAGAUUGUAAAAUGUAUAAUUUAUUUUUUAGGUCAUCUUGUUAAUUAAGAUUGGUUCCCAAUUAGUUAUCCAAGUGUUCCUGGACAUGAAAUCUUAGGUCAUAUAGUAUAAAAAGGAGACUAAGUAACACAAUUUUAAAUUGGUGACUUGGUUGGAGCAGGAUUUAUAAGAGAUAGUUGUGGAAAAUGCAAAUAAUGUAUUUUAGGAAAUGAUUAAUUGUGUGGAUAAGUUGGUAAUGAACAUUUAAUUCCAAUUCCAAAAUUCGGUGGAUUUGCUACUCAUGUCUAAUUACCAGCAAAAUGGACAUUCCCAAUUCCAAAUACAAUUCCAUAACAUCUUGCACCUCCUCUUUUGUGUGCAGGUAUUACAGUAUAUGCUCCACUUAAAAGACAUUUUGGAGCCAAUAAAAAUGUUGGUAUCUUAGGAAUAGGUGGUCUUGGACAUUUAGCAAUUAAAUUUUCUGCUGCUUUAGGCAUGAGAACAACAGCUAUUUCUACAUCAGCAGAUAAAGAAGAAGAGGCAAGAUCAUAUGGUGCUACUGAUUUCAUUUGUACUAAAAAUCAAGAAUAGAUGGUUAAAUCAUAAGGAAAAUUUGAUAUGAUUUUAAGUUGUGCUAGUGCUAAUACAGUUGAUGAAUUCAUUGCUUAUACAAAUUUACUCAAAAAUGGAGGUGAUUUUGUUAUGGUUGGUAUCCCUGCACUUACAAAAGUUGAACUCCAAUUACCAUUUUUUGCUAUGGUUGUAAGAUAAAUUUCUUUUGUUGGAUCUCUUGUUGGAUCAAGACAAGUAUAUUUAAAUAUUAAGGUUUUUAGGAAAACUAUGAAAUGAUUGAGUUUGCCAAUAAACAUAAGAUAUAUCCUACUUGUGAGUAAUUCGAGUUUGAAAAUUUCAAAGGUGCUUAUGAUAAAUUGUUAAAUGGAAGACCCAAAUAUAGAUGUGUUGUCAAAGUUGGCAAUGCUCCAGAAACACUCAAAUAAUGAGAGUAUUAUAUAAAGAAUCAAAUUAAAUUAUUAUAUUUCUCUCUCUCUCUUUUUUUUGUAUUUAGAUAUAUUAAAAUAUUGAUAUAUAUAUAUUUUAAUAAGUUUUAAAUAAAAUUAAUAAUCAAUUUUUCUUUCUUGGUUAUUUACAAAUAUAAUCUUUCAAUUAUAUCAAUCUUUCCUUCAUUUAUUCAUAAAACUAUUAAAACAAAAAGAUUAAUUAAAUAAAUAUUGAGANAAGGUCAUCUUGUUAAUUAAGAUUGGUUCCCAAUUAGUUAUCCAAGUGUUCCUGGACAUGAAAUCUUAGGUCAUAUAGUAUAAAAAGGAGACUAAGUAACACAAUUUUAAAUUGGUGACUUGGUUGGAGCAGGAUUUAUAAGAGAUAGUUGUGGAAAAUGCAAAUAAUGUAUUUUAGGAAAUGAUUAAUUGUGUGGAUAAGUUGGUAAUGAACAUUUAAUUCCAAUUCCAAAAUUCGGUGGAUUUGCUACUCAUGUCUAAUUACCAGCAAAAUGGACAUUCCCAAUUCCAAAUACAAUUCCAUAACAUCUUGCACCUCCUCUUUUGUGUGCAGGUAUUACAGUAUAUGCUCCACUUAAAAGACAUUUUGGAGCCAAUAAAAAUGUUGGUAUCUUAGGAAUAGGUGGUCUUGGACAUUUAGCAAUUAAAUUUUCUGCUGCUUUAGGCAUGAGAACAACAGCUAUUUCUACAUCAGCAGAUAAAGAAGAAGAGGCAAGAUCAUAUGGUGCUACUGAUUUCAUUUGUACUAAAAAUCAAGAAUAGAUGGUUAAAUCAUAAGGAAAAUUUGAUAUGAUUUUAAGUUGUGCUAGUGCUAAUACAGUUGAUGAAUUCAUUGCUUAUACAAAUUUACUCAAAAAUGGAGGUGAUUUUGUUAUGGUUGGUAUCCCUGCACUUACAAAAGUUGAACUCCAAUUACCAUUUUUUGCUAUGGUUGUAAGAUAAAUUUCUUUUGUUGGAUCUCUUGUUGGAUCAAGACAAGUAUAUUUAAAUAUUAAGGUUUUUAGGAAAACUAUGAAAUGAUUGAGUUUGCCAAUAAACAUAAGAUAUAUCCUACUUGUGAGUAAUUCGAGUUUGAAAAUUUCAAAGGUGCUUAUGAUAAAUUGUUAAAUGGAAGACCCAAAUAUAGAUGUGUUGUUAAAGUUGGUAAUGCUCCAGAAACACUCAAAUAAUGAGAGUAUUAUAUAAAGAAUCAAAUUAAAU
Paramecium primaurelia is the source of this 2371-nucleotide messenger RNA. Lineage: Eukaryota; Ciliophora; Oligohymenophorea; Peniculida; Parameciidae. The record is from the annotation of a GenBank genome assembly.